Messenger RNA from Haliotis rubra (blacklip abalone), 1080 nucleotides. RefSeq lists its product as uncharacterized. NCBI's taxonomy places the organism in Eukaryota, Metazoa, Mollusca, Gastropoda, Lepetellida, Haliotidae. The coding region runs from base 1 to 1080 and encodes 359 amino acids. The record is from RefSeq and is a predicted model, not a curated record. The transcript has 4 exons.
AUGGGAGAACUUGAUUGUACGUAUACUGAUGACUCAGCCACUGAAGCAUAUGAAGAGCCACAACCGAAAAGGGCCAAAUCAAGUGAUUUGUUAUCACAGUUGUGUGACAGUGGACCCUCCACGACCGAAUCUCCCAAACCAUCUUCCUCCAAGUCCAAGCCUGACGAUGAAUUUUUUCAAGAAAUACAUGAACAGCUUAUGGACAAGGAGAGAACCUCUGAGCCAGUCAAUACUCUGUUAGCGGGAAUUGUGGAUGACUUAAUGUUCAAAACCAGUCGUCCUGAUGACUCAAAAGUAAAAGAAAAAAUGGAAGCGACUUUGACUUUGAGGCCAGUCAACUGUGCUUCCCUUGUGCCUACAAGGGUAGAUGAACUGAUAUGGACCCUAAUGAAACCAAAUACCCAGACAGUUGACAAAAAACUGCAGAAAACACAGGCAAUGAUUGUAAAAACUGUAUGUAUUUUGACUAAGGUCAUUGACAAUUUGUAUACACUGAAAGAUGAAAUCAUGAGGGAUGGCAUUUCUGCAAUCGAAAUGGCUAGCAUUGCAAACUGUGACCUAAAUAUCCGUCGCCGGGAUUUGAUCAAGCCAGAUGUACACACCAGCUAUAUGCCGCUGUUCUCAUCCACAAUUCCAGUUAAUGCCUACCUCUUCGGCGGUGAAGCACCUAAACGCCUGGAUGACAUUGAAAAAUCCAACAUGGCAUGUCAUCAGCCUGUGUCUUCAGAAAAUAGAAAGAGAGGGAGUAACAGCACUGAUAAUAGUCAGGACUGGCCGACACAGCAUUGGUAUGCCAUAUUGAUGGGAUUGUUAGUAGACCACCCUCGCCGGUUGCCUCGUCGAAUGGAUCUGUUGACACUUCCUCACAACUCAGAACUCCAUCCUCUCAGGAAGAAAAUGACACUGCUGGCUUGCUUCUUGUCCGGAAAGCAAUGGAGAUCAGAGGAAUACCGGAGGACGCUCACCCCAUCAUCCUUUCCUCGUGGCGGAAGUCUUCUCAAAAACAGUAUCAAGUCUUCCUUCAGAAGUGGGAAGUGUGCUGUGAUAAAAGGAAAGUUAAUCCCCUUUGUGCCUCUGUGA